GUCCGUUGCCUAGGUGCUGGUAGAAGCCAAUUUACACCGCCACGCCUGUCCAAAGUCGUCCGUAUUUACUCUAAAAGAGCGGACAUGAGAUACUGGAUGGAUUACUCCAGCAAUGUGAGUGCUGAAGUUUGAGGAUCUGCUGAUCUCUGGCGCAUCGUUGGAGCCUGAGUUAGCAGAAAUGUUGUGUGGGAUCAGUACUUCGACUGAUGGAGAUAAAAUUCAUCCCUUACAGACGCUGCUGUGCCAAACUUAAUUUGUAACGAUGGAUAAUAAAGAGGUGUUGACGGAGCUGGACAAGAUUUCUAGGCGGCUCCAGGAGGAUGGCUUGUCACCAGGGGCCAGUGCAGAAGAGAAGCAGUGCCACCUUUGGCAGCAGCUUCUCAACACUGAGGCGAAGCUUCAUGCAGCUACCCAAGAGGUGCAGACCCUACGUGUGCAGCAAGCCAAUGAGAUGAAGGAGCUGGAGAGCUAUGUUGCACAUAUUCGUGGGCUGUUAGAAGAGCGCGAGGGCCUGGCUGCAGAAUAUGAAAAACACAAUGAACAGCUGCAGCACGAACUUCACCAGAUUCAACACCAGCUGGAGAGUCAGAGCAAGGAGUUGGCAGAGAUGCUGGCUCAGGAGGACCUGGUGGAGAUGGGCUUGACCAGCCCCAGUGAGAUAGUGGCUUAUUUACUGGUGGAGAGGGCCACACUGCUGGAAAGGUUGGAGGCUGCUGAGAGGAGACUGGAAAGUCAGAGUCUCAGUGUUAACUUGAAGGAAGUUGACCACCAGGAGCUUAUUUGCCACAUGAGGGGGGAUGACCUGAGGCAGCAAAAGGAGGAUCUCCAGAAGACCUUCAAUAACGCAAUGAAGUGCUCAUCCCAGAGUCCGUGGAAGAAGCUGUUUGGCCUUCGCAGGUCUGGUCAGAGCAAGCACAGUAUUAACCCUGCCCACAGUGAGGAGAUUUCCCAAGAGCGAAAUGAGCGUCAGCAACUGGAACGGGACUUGGAAGAAGCAUCCCGGAGGCUGGCGAUGGCUCAUCAGGAUAUCCGCAGACUCACUAAUGAACUGGAUGCUGCCAAAAACAACAACCCAGACCCAAGCGGAUCUGAGCUUCAGGGAACCGUCCAAGAAGUAGAGAACCUGAGGAAGGAAGUGGAAAAUCUCAAACACUCUGAUGUGAUGAAGUUGCAGCAGGCUAAAGAGCAAAAUGACAAACUAGAUGCUGAGAACAGAGCUCUGAGGGACAGAGUGCGUAUUUUGGAGUCAGAGAAGAAAAAUCUCCUUGACCAGAAUGAUGCAGCCAAAGAAGAUAGAAAAGAUAAAAGUGUUUGCAGUGACCAACAAAACAAUCUGUCUGCUUUAUCAGCUCAAGAAAAAGAUCACAUUCACAAACGGUGUCAAGAGGCUGUGGAAGAUGGGCUUGUGCAGGUGAAAGAGCUGCAGCGACAACUGCAGAGGCUACGCAAGGAACAUGAAGAGCUGGAGGAGAGGAACGAGGAGCUGGAGGCCUUGCUCGGGGAAGCCCAGAAUGCUAGCAAAGAGGAGAGGCAUCGCCAUGAGGGAGAACUUGAGGGCCUGCGAAGAAGGAUCACAAACCUGGAGGCAGAGAUAAAGAAGCAGAAAACCCAAGAGAAAAUGUUGCAGAAUGGAGAAGAGAUCAAAACCACCGAGUCCUACUUAAAGUUGCACCUAAGGAACAGUGGUCAAGAGAGCCUGGCUAUGCUUGAGGCUCGUCUGACUGAGGAGAAAGACUGGAGGAAACAGCUGGAGUUGGACCUCAGUGCUGCACAGGCUGCCCUAAAGAAAGAGAAAGAGGCUUUGCAGAUAAGCGAGCGAGAGCGAAACAAACUGAGACUUGAGAACAACAGCCUUCAUAUAGAAUGCCAACAGGGGAAAACACUCAUCAAGAGUCUCACUCAAGUCAAGGUGGAAAAAACACUUCUGGAAGAAAAGGUCUCCCAGAUGGAGCGUGCCUAUAGCAGACUCCAGGGAGAGCUGCAGUGCUACAAAGACAGUAAGCAGACCCAAGAAGAGAUGAAGGAAAACAUGCUACACGUCAGCCAGCUGCAGGAACAAGCUAACCGGCUUACUGCUGAACUUAGCAGCCUCCAGACAGCACACAACAGCCUGAGAGAUGAGAUGGCUUCUGAGCGGAUGCAGACUGCAGAGCUACAGGCCAGGCUAAGCUCUAGUGUUCAGGAGAAGCUAGCAGCAGAGGGCAAACAGGAGAGAUUGGAGCUGGAGAUCCAGCGCCUCGUUAAACAGCUUCAGUGGCAUCAAGACCAACUAUCCACUACGAAGGAAGUGCUUGGCAGCAGCCAGAAGCCUGAACUGCACAUAGCUCAUUUUGAACCUAGAGUCAGUCCAGUGGAAAACAGCAGAGAACAGUGCUUGGCUCAGGAGCUGAGUGAUCUACAGAAUAAGCUAGAGAAGGAGCGGCAGCAGGGUCUUGAGCACAAAAUGGCCCUCGAGGCUCAGGUGAAUGAAGCCCAGGCACAUAUUAAGUCCCAAGAUUCGGUGCUGAAGCAGAAGACAGAAGAAGCUAAACAAAUGAAGCAAGACCUGCAGAGGGCCCAGAGCCUGUUUACCUCAGCGGAGAAAGAGUUACGCUAUGAGAAGGAGAAGAACUUGGACCUGAAGAGACACAACACGCUGCUGGAUCAGGAAAAACUCAAGCUUAGUGCAGAACUGAAGCAGGUCCAGACAAAGCUGGUACAGAUUGAGCAGAAAGUCACUGGUCAGGCGGCCGAGUGUGAACAUCAGCAGCAGAAAAUCAGGCAAUUGGAGCUGGAACUGGCUCGUAGCUCCGCAAACCGCAGUGCCACUACUAGUCUGCAGGGGGACCUCCAGGCUGAGAGGGCACGACUCAUCGCUGCUGACAAGAAGGUCCUGGAACUACAACAGCAGCUGAAGUCUGUCCAGCACCAGCUGCGUGUGGAGGAAGCUCGUGCAGGCGAGACCAACCGCUUGGAGAGGGAAAGCAGGGAUCUGUCUGACGCCUUGUCAGCUCUCAGAGCCCAGCAGCAGGAAGAGCAUAUCAACAGGAAGCUGUUAGAACAGCGCGAGGAGGAGCUGCAGCAGCAGGUUCGCUCCUUGAGGCAUAAGGAGGCCUCAUUGACCAGGACAAAUGCAGAGCUCAGCCACCGUGUCCAGCAGCUGGACACCCGUCUAUCCGUCCUGGAGGCUGAGCUUAGCAAUGCUAGAGAGGAGGCAAAAGACAGCCAGGCGUCACGUCAAAAGCUGCAGGAGGAGCUGUUGGCCAGUCAGCAGGAUUGUAAAGGACUGCAGGAUGAGCUGCAGCAGGUUCUCCUCCAACUUGACGUGCAUGUCAGAAAGUACAAUGAAAAACAGAGUCAACACAAGACCAAACUGCGUCAGGCCAAGCAGGUGUUUCUAAAGGCAACCGAACAGAGAGACAGCACCAUCCAGAAACUGGAGAAUGAUCUCGAGCUUGCUUCCAUGCUUUCUCAGAAGGACAAAGAGAGGAUCCAGUUAGUGAUGGAGGUCAAUGAGAAGCUUUUGGAGGAGAAGAGGGAACUGGUGCAGAAGAUAAUUGAGGCCGAGGAGAUGGGCAGCAAGGCCAUGAAGACCGCCUCAACAGUCCAAUAUAGGGUUAACCUCUUAGAAGUGGAAAACAAACAACUGCAGGACGAAACCUUGAAACUCUCCAAUCAAGUCAGUUCUUUAGAGCGUGCUCUGAGGAAUGUCCAGUCACUCUACAGCAUGGAGAAUGCCAGAAAAAUGCUUCCCACUGAUGCUCUCACUGACAGCAUCCUACAUACGUCUGCACUAAGUUUGACGUCAGGUUCUGGUAACAAACUGGACAUCCUGGAUGCAAUCUGUCGGGUGAAGGUGGACGAUGGUGUGCUGGCAGAUGGCACCCGGACACCUUUCACCAUACACCAACCUUCAGAGCAGGGAUACCUGAAUCUCACGUCCCCAUUGAUUCCUCCAGCCUCUGCCAAAGGGGCGGAGGAGAGCUCUAAAAGCAGUGACCAGUGUUCUGAUGCCCGUGAGUGCGAGCGUGUGCUGGUGGAUGGUGCCCGGACACUUUUCUCCACACACCAACCAUCAGGGAUACCCGAGUCUCUCUUCCACAUUGAUUCCUCUAGUCUCUACCAAAGGCACAGAGGUGAUAGUAAUGAUUUAAUGUGUCAAAGAUAUUUUAAAAAGAAUAAGCAUUUUAAAAAAUGUAAAAAAAAAUGGUACUCAUUUCAUAUCAACCAUAAAGACAGACUCAAGAUAGACAAGGUGGACUCAAUUUUUCGUUUAAUAAGAGAUUGCCAUACACUGAAAGUAAAUACUGGACUGUUCAGAGAUGAGUACUAGCUACAAUCAGUGCUUUAUUUACUAUUUAUAGUUUUCUUUUAGUCUGCAAAGUCACACAAUUACAGGCAUUUUUUUUCCUCUUUUUUAAACUUUUUUUUCUGUUCUCCAAGGACCCGCUGUUUAAGGCAUUUGUGCUUUAAUCACAAAGACGAUCAGCAGUAAGACUUUAGUCAUUUGCACAUGGUAUUAAAUACAGGUUUUGUAUCCACCGUUAUACAGUGUCUUUGGUUUUGUCUUCAACGUGCCUGAAGUGACGAAGUGUGAAUACAUCUGAUAACAAAAACGACAUGGGAACAAUGAGAUGUAGUCAAUAAGAAACUUUCACUCCUGUUGUAUUUGUACAAAUGCAUUUUUAAAAAAAGCUAUUUUUGUAAAUAAAGACUAAUAAAUAAACAAUGCUUUUUUUUUCUUUUUUUUUAUUUCCCCUACAUCUCACUGUGCACUGUUGUGACUCAGCGAAGGAUGCAAAGCUGCUUUUAUUUUACACUGAUAACAUUGAGUUUAACAUCUCUGGAGUUGUUUUUUUGUAUUUGUAAUGAAUGGAAAUAUAUGAGAUAUUUUAGAAUGAAAUUACUGCUAUUACCAUCUGCUUUUUAAUA
Pelmatolapia mariae (spotted tilapia) is the source of this 4911-nucleotide messenger RNA. It is a transcript of the gene ccdc30, whose product is annotated as coiled-coil domain containing 30. Lineage: Eukaryota; Metazoa; Chordata; Actinopteri; Cichliformes; Cichlidae. The coding region runs from base 263 to 4312 and encodes 1349 amino acids. The transcript is spliced from 29 exons. The record is from RefSeq and is a predicted model, not a curated record.